AGAGAGAGAGAGAGAGAAGCAAGUAAUUUAAAAAACUUUUCUUUACUAUCACAUUAUCUUAAUAUAAUUUAACAUCAUUCUGAUCAUCAUUUAAUCAGUGUACUUCAAAUCAACAAUUAACUCUAUCUUCUCCCCAUCUACGAUUGUGUUUCCCAUAGUAAAUGAACAUUAAUCAUCAACACAAUUGAACAACAUAAUUCAACAACAUUAUUCUUUGUUUUCGUCUCAACCAUUUUUGUUUAACCUUCUCACUUGUUGAACAUCACCAGUUUUUAUAUUGUGAUCACUGUUUUUUUUUGGAGGACCAACAACUGCACCAACAACCAACAACCAACAUCAACAUCACACACUAUCAUUUACCUUAACUUUUUAUGUGUUACCAGCGAAGGUUUCUUGUUCCUCUCUUUGCCUACCUUUUUUUUCCUUCUUACAUUAAUUGGUUUUGAUGUAUUUUGUUGUUUUUUGCUUCUCAUUCUUCUAAUUUUGGAUUUGCCUUUUUCCCUCUCUUAUCCACAUUUCUCUCUCCCUUCUCCUUUUCUUCCUUUCUUUCCUUUUCUCUAUCAACUUUCUUUUAUAUAAUUUCCUCUUCUUUUUCUUCAUUUUCAUCACCAACAUCACCAUCAUCAUCUUUAAUAACAUCACCUGUUAUAACGUUCAACUUAAUAUAUCUCAAUUAUCAAAUAGUUUUUCAUUGUUGUCGUUCAAAUAAGUAUGGGCCCGUUAAUCAAACAAAAUCAACAGACUAAAGGAUUUAUCAAUGAGGAUAAUUUCCCUGUGAACAUUGUAAUCUGCCAAGAGCCACUUGAAUCAGUAUACCAAGUUGACCCUCGACCAUUUGCAAGAGGCAAGUUUGCACAAGUGAAAAGAUGUCUCCAUAGGCAAACAGGCAUUGAAUAUGCUGGUAAAUCAAUCAAGAAGCGUCGACGAUCAACCGAUGUUCGCCAUGAAAUAAUGCACGAAAUUGGCGUCCUUUUGUUAUCCCAAAACAACAAUGGAAUUGUACGAUUACAUGAAGUUUACGAGACUCCAACGGAAUUCAUAUUAAUAUUAGAAAUGGUAAAAGGUGGUGAAUUACAAAGAGUCUUGGAUGAAGAAGACACCGUUCCAGAGAAAGAUGUUAUCCGACUUUUACGUCAAAUUUUGAAAGCUUUACAAUUUUUACACAGCAAUAACAUCGCCCAUCUCGACAUCAAGCCUCAAAAUCUGUUGUUAACGGGUCCUUUACCUGAUGGGGAAGUUAAAUUGUGUGAUUUUGGUAUUUCAAGAUUAAUCACUGAAGGAGUUGAACUGCGAGAAAUUGUUGGUACACCUGAUUAUGUCGCACCUGAAAUAUUGCAUUAUGAAGCUAUCAGAUUGGAAACCGAUAUGUGGAGCAUCGGAGUUUUGACCUACGUCCUUCUCACUGGUUACAGUCCAUUUUCAGGAGACACCAAACAAGAAACCUAUUCAAACAUAACCAACAGUAAACUCGAGUUUGGACCAGAGUUUGAAGGAAUAUCUGAGAAUGCCAUUGACUUUAUUAAAAGUUUACUCGUUAAAGAUCCAAAGAAACGACCCACUGCCAAAGAGUGUUUACAACAUGUUUGGUUAAAGGAAGAUGUCGAUGAUCUGGUUGGGGUUAAUGGAAAUUCAAAUAACGGUUCAUUCGAGGUUUUACCCAAAGUAGUCAUUGAAAGUAAUAAAGAGAAUCAAUCAAUGGAAGAUGACAUUAAUAAUUACAUUCACAUCAAUGGAAACAACAAUGUUAACGAUGUUAAAGUGAAAGACAAAAAUCGAGACUAUUUUAUCCUUAAGAUGACCUCCCAUUCAAAUUCAAGUGAAAGUAAAUCGGUUCCAAAUACUCCGUCCUGUAAACGAUUUAUGAUCAGUGAGGAAUCAUCAACAUUGGUCAGAUCGGCGUCAACUGAACGGAGAAACCAUUCAACCAGUUCAGAAAAGUCUUCAACCUCUUCAACCAUAUUGUUUGAAUCCAAUUCAUCAAUUACCUCAUUUUCAUCAUCAACAGCAAGCUACGAGUCACCAUAUCAUUUAGUCUUCCGAGAAGAUAUCAGAGAUGAAAGGGUCAGCUUUAUUUAUUGAGAAACAAACCAUUAAAAUAUUAUAUAAAUAAUAACACACCAAACACACAAAAAACAAGACCUCUGCACAGCUAUAAAGGUAUAGCCAUGAAGAUGAAUUAUUUCAACAGAUAAUCUUGAUGUGUUAUCCUGAAAUUUGGCAAAGGACAAAGUGAAACAAGAUCUCUACAUAAUAAAUAAACUAAACUGGGAAAAGUUUGCAUUGUAAAAAUACCGUAACUACUUUUCAUCUCUUCUUUCGAGUUAUUAUUUCACCAUUAUUAUAUAUCUUUGCACCUUUUCACAUUUACCUUAAAUUUUGAAAUUGUGAUAAAACACACAAUUUUUUUCCUUCUUUUCCUUCCUUUGUGCGUACAUUUUUUUUCCUGCUUUCAAUGGAUUGACCAUUAAAUAGUAGCAACUACCAACUGAAAUCAUCAUCAACUUGGCCCUAUGCAAACAAAAUAAAAACAAACAUAAAGUUAUUCCUUAA
Tetranychus urticae (two-spotted spider mite) is the source of this 2550-nucleotide messenger RNA. The record is from RefSeq and is a predicted model, not a curated record. NCBI's taxonomy places the organism in Eukaryota, Metazoa, Arthropoda, Arachnida, Trombidiformes, Tetranychidae.